Molecule: messenger RNA, 1812 nt
Organism: Ectocarpus siliculosus
Lineage: Eukaryota; Phaeophyceae; Ectocarpales; Ectocarpaceae
Source: the annotation of a GenBank genome assembly
AUGGGAAACAUGUCGAGGGGCGGCUAUCACUUCGCUAGGAUGCCUGCUGUUACCAUCGCCAACGUGCUCAAGCUCAGGGCUCUGCGGGACGUGAUAUCGUGGAAGCACAACGAGACAAAGACCGUCCACAGGAUAGUGGCCGCCAAGGUGCUUAGCGUCUGGGAGAGGCACCACCCUGGUGAGGCGAAGCAGCUGAACGAGCUCCUGCGAGAUGGCGACGUCGACAAAGACCUCAUCUUCCAGGUGGGGAACGCGGGCCCCACGGCGGUGUACAAGGCUUCCGAGCUGCGGACGGUUUACGCCCGGCGGGCCACGGAAGCCCCGCUCCUCAUCGCCGGCUUCACGGAGGAGCAGCUCAAGGCCUCGACCGCGGAGGGCGGGGAGCAGUUCUACGCGGACGAGCUCGAGGAGGCAGGCGAAGAAGAAGUUUCGGACGCAGAAGAUGGAGAGGAAAAAGCUGCUGCUGACGCGGUGGCCGAGGGGAUGGGCAGGGGAAAGCGCGCUCUUAAUAGCAGCAGCAGCGACGCGGCAGCAGCGGGAAGGGGAGAUUAUUCCAUCCCUACCGGGAAGCGAGCGUACCGGCGGAGAACUGUUGUCGGCGGUUCCCCUCCUUCGCCCCCGCCGCCGCCGCCCGCUCGCUCGUCUUCCGCUUCGCCGAGACCGAGGAGGCGUCGGCGAAGCAGGGUCAAGGAGGUCGUGGCCAGCGACGGCAAGUGUUACACCCUGCCACUGUGCGUCCGCGAGAAGGGCAAGAAGCUCAACCUCUACGUCUCGCUGCGGGCCCACAGGGUGGACGGGGACUCGCUCUUCACGGACCCCUCGGCGGAGAACGCGCCGCUGCAGAGGCCGUACGGCCGGGCGGACAUCACCCGCGAGAACUUGCUAGCACUGAGAGCGGUUCGGGACCUGGUGUAUCGCAGCCCCACAGUACACCCGAUCAUCGCGGCGGACGCCUUCGAGAUCUGGGAGAACGUGCACGCCGCCGAGACCCCGCGCCCGGACGACGACACCGUGGUCAUCUCUGGCGCGAGGACGGCCGACGGCAACUUCGUGCCGCAGGAAAAGUUUACGGUCGGAGAGCUCCGGAGGCUCCGGGGCGUGGAGAGGCGCAAGGCGGUCGACGACCUGCUUGACGGCAUGCUUCGGUCGCCCUCCGUCAUGGCCGGCGAGCUCGAGGAGGCCACCCCAACGCCCGCCGCCGCCGCCGCCGCCGCCGCGGCGGCGUCCGCUGAUGCUCGUGCGGAGAGGCUUUACGGAGGAGGAGGCGGCGGGGGAAGAGGCGGGGGGUCGUCGGCGUCGUCUGGUUCGAAGAAGAUGAAGAUUUCGCGGCAUAAACUAAGCGGUGGUAGUGCUUCCGGUGUUGCUGCGGCGGCCGUGCCCGCCCACGAGAUGCCCGCCACGGCGGUUUCAUCCUGCUCGUAUUCUUCGUCGUCUUCUGUGUCUUCCUCGCCGGGGGUCGGUGGCGGCGGUAGGGCAACGACGCGGGCGUCGAAGAGGAAGAAGCCGUCGAGGCUGGAGGAUGAAGACGAGGAGGAAGAGGAAGAAGAGGAGGAGGAGGAGGAGGAGGAGGAAGCUGGUGGCACCUCCGGCGCCACGGGCAGGCCGGCGGGAGGAGGCGGGGCGGUGGCGGUAGUGGGGAGGGGCUCGAAGCGACGGUCUCUUGGCCGAGUGGAGGAAGAAGAGGGCUGGGGAGCCGCUGCCGACGCCGGUGCGGCCGACCCGUACCCGUUCUACCGCCAGGGGAAGAAGCCCGGGGAGGUCAAGGGAAGACGGAAGGGUGACUGGCGGAUGGACGGCGGCGGCAAGGAAUGA